GCACGCCGGUCCCCGUAUACGAAUCAACGUGUAUGGCGAUGCGUUACCAUUGUUAUUGUCAAUUCGGAAAAGGGUCCUGCAGUGUCCGUCAACUGCUGUUUGGGAUUCAAAUAAUCACCGCGGUCUGCAGCUGCCAGAGCAAAAAAUGGCCGUCAAUUGUUUUCGAACUUUUCAACAGAUUGGUCAAUGCAUGUUACAUAUACGGAUAUUAUAUAUAUAUGUAUAUAUAUUCAACGUGCGCACGUAACCAUCGUCCCCGAUGCACGUGGCCGAUGCUGACCCCCUGCCCCUCCCGACCCCAAAAAUUUGCGUAAAUUAGGCUACGGAUUAUUAUCACCGAUCUCCACCGAUCGACUUCGUACCACGGGGCAGUCUCGUACGAAUCGGAUGAGGAGAAUAAAUUCUUGUACAGGAGAAAAAGUGUUUUUCCCCAAUACCCGGAUGCGGGAUUGCGCCCGGCAAUAAAAGGGAAUUAAAUAAAAUCUGGGGUUCAAUUUCGUCGUAACGGACAGAAAUGGUCCAUCGUCCGUCCCUCUCUUAAAACGCUGUUCGGUCCGUCCGGUGCAGAGCCAUCAACCAACCAGCCGCGCGUAUGCAAAUUAGAACCUGCAGCGUACGCAACCUUUUUACCUGCAUUGUCUCUGGUCGUAUGGCGAUGACAAAAAAGAAUGAAAUGAAAAAAUGAAAAAAGGAAAAAAGAAAUCGAAACUCAGGUCAAAAUUUUUAUCCGGUUAAGAAUUUUUAUUUUUCAAUUUGAAAUAACAAAGGGUGACCCUUGCGUAGCUGGUCCCGAGCGAUGACGCGAGGGGGAUCCGUACGGCGGAGACCACGUCGGGGACGAGUUUCGGUAACGAGAGGCGUUGCGGUUGUUCCUCGUGACAUUGUGGUACAUUCAACUGUUGCACAAAUAUCGCGGAGGAAUGAACACGGUAAAACAAUCGACACAAUUAAGACGAUAGGUGAAAAAGUAAGACGUAAAACCUUUUCUCUCAGUUUUUUGCCACCCUUGCCCCGCCCUUCUCCUUGUUCUCCCUUUUUUUCCGCGUCUUUCAUUACAGGGUUCUGCGGUCUCACCCUUUCUGCGAUGACGAGGUGUGAGAUCUCCGCUGUUCGUUGAACGGAAGAAAACGAGACGACGAGAGAGAGAGAGAGAGAGAGAGAUAUAUAGAAACGAAGAAAAGGGAAGAGGAAAAAUAAGAAAAAAGGGAACAAGUUCCGGAAAAGUUUUUCACCGAGCCCUCAUUUUAGGGGAUACUUUAUUAUUUGUCCUUCGAAUGAACGCGCGAAAGAAAGAGGAAGACAAUUAAGAGGAGACGGCGAAUAUCAGGUUAUAUAUAUGUACAUGAAACCGCGUGAAAUAAAAGAAGAGAAUGAAAAAAAUUAAAAAAUCUACCCAUCUCCGUGUAGGUAUAGGUAUAGGUUCGACGGUACAUAUUUAAUUGAGUCGUUGAACCUUCGGUUGCAGGGCGAGAGAGUUGCAAAGGGGCGAUCCGACCGGUGAGUUAGCUGCAAGGAGAGCGCAGAAAUUACGCGCGACGAUUGCUAUAUUCCACCGUUAACUCUGGUACGCGGACUGGCCGGCCACCCAUUCGAACGUAAUUAAAAUCCGAAAGAAAGAUUCAAUUACCGACGCACCUGUGGAGCUUCCACGUCCGCGUACGUACACGUUCCCCCGGUAAAAUUAUUUUUCGAACAAAAAAAGGGAAAAGAGGUGACCAGGUACAGUCGGAGGGAGAGAGAUUUUUGGAAGUUUUGUUCGACGAGCGAGCUUUAUUUGUCGUCCGGAUCUCUGCCGAACUCUGAAUUCCGAAUACCGCGGCAGCUCCAUUUCGUUAGCGUUAUCACAGUUUAGUGUCUUGUUCGUCCUCCACACCGUACGCUGUUACUGUACGCUCACCUCUUCGCCGCAUCGUAUCGUCCUAUUCCACCUGCAGCAAUGAUUCAAAUUAAACCGAAUUAACCAAUCUGCGGUUACGAUCAAUACCAUUGGAAUCAAAUAACGCGUAAAUUUUCGCACGGAAUUUAUGAACGAUUGGUUCUUUUGAAUUGCUUGUUUUUUUUCUUGCCUCGUCGAACGAACGAUCCUGAAAUUCGACGUUGGAAAAAUCGUGACACUUUUAUACGAUCUUUGUUCGAGAUUUUCUUGUUCUCGUAAAAUUUUUACAGAAAACCUCAGCCAUGGAAUAAUAAUCGAGUUUCAUUGAAUUUAGGUAUCGUACGUCAUACUUGAUACAUGCGGUAGUCGUGGACGUAGAAUUGCUAUGUCAAAAUGAUAGACGGAGUAGAAUUCAUUCCGUUGAGAGCGAUUGACUAGAUCAGUUGACGUGUGGAAGCGAAUGUAUUACAGCCGUAGUAGAACUGUAGAAAGCAAUCGACUGCGGGAAUGACUUGAUCGUAAAUAAAAUACGAUAUUCACUCCGGAUCGCUUGGAGGAUACAGGAAAAAGUUUGAGUACGAUGAUUACGUUAUCGGACCGAUGAAAUCGACGUAUCGUAUUCGGUUUAAAAAACAAAGUAAAUUUUUUGGGACAGAUAAAAAUAAUUCGAAUCGUAAAAAUAGUGAAAUUGAUAACUCCGAUAAACCAAAAUCCGAUACCGGGGAUAAAUAAAAAAGGAAAAAGUGCAACCCUUAUGACUCGAUUAAUAACCGACAAAAAUCAUCCGCAGUCUUCCACGCGUAUACGCGCUGGCGUGAGAUGAAAUCGGAUUUAAUGGAAAUUCUUCGUGAGAAAUCAAAGUUUUUCCAAGAUCCGUGGUACAUCGCAUGUGGGGAAGAUGGUACAGAGACGGUGACGCGGAUGUUACGGCAUCGAUGCUCGAAUGUACGGGGAGACUUAUAUCCGCGUGCACGUGCAUGCUAAAGCACGAUGAAACGUCGGUUGCAACCCUAGCUGCAGAAAUAAACGUCGCACACUCGCAUAAAUUUAUCCAAACGUAUAUAGGUACAUACGGGUUUAUAUGUAUACCUGUCCGUAUAACGUAACUGUCGAACGUUCGUUGGUGUUGGGAGAGGUGAUAUAGGUAGGAGGUGAUCGUGUACGGGAUAAACGUCGUUGUGUCCGUGUAUAAUAAUGUACGGUGCAACCCGCGUACGUGCAUGUACGUAUAAAAUGUACGUACCAACACACUCUGACGACUGGAUCGUCUACACAUGGGUAGACGAACCUUCUGGACACACCACGCCGCACGCGUAGACGCGUCGUACUGUGUUGUUAUGUGUUGUAAUAGUUAUUUCAUUGAAAAAUUAAUUUCAACAUCGUUAAAAAGUCUGCAAUUUUUGUCUUAAAAUAUAUAAAUAGAGAGAAAGAAAAAAAUCAUACAGUCUGAACAACUCCAGUUAAGUUAUCGAAGACUAUUUUUCUUUAGUUGAAUAAUAAUUCUGAUUUCGAAAUUUUAUUGAAACAAAAAAGGAAAACCAAAAAAAAAAAAAUAGAAAAAGAGCAAAAAAAAAAGAGAAAAAAAAGAAAAACCGUUGAAAAAAAAGAAACAAAAUUCAAGCAUUGCCUUACAACACACUCAACGUCGAGAAAAAUAUUUGGAAGAAAGGAGAAGAGAUAAACGAAACAAAAAAAAAAAUUAAAUUAAAUUAAAUUAAUUACUAAAAAAUAACACAAAAAAAAAAGAAAAAAAAUACGCAAUAAAAAAAUAAAAUAAAAUAAUAAUACAAAAACAAACAAAAUUUAGAUGUUACAAAGUAAAUUGUAAAGAUAUGACUAAAGUAUAUUUUUAACAAGUUUUGAGAACUUUAGAUUUUAAAUAAAUUAAAUACAAAAAAAAAAAACCAUAAAAAUUAAAAAAAAAAAAACAUACUAACGGAACAAAAGGAAGAAGAAAAAAUUUUAAUGUCUGAAAAUUAAAUUUAUAUUAACCAAAAAAUGUGAUCCAAAAAGUCGUUGCUACCAAGAGAGCCUUAUGUCCUUGCUUCAGUUAAUUCUGUUUCAAAUCUUCGAGCGGGCGACGAAUUGCAGCGAGAGAACCCCGCGAAGGAGAAGAAGAUAAGACAAAGACGGAGGAUAAGAAGCAGAAUCGAAGGUAUACCAGAAGAAGAGGACACGAGGCGCAGUCUCAGUCUUAAAAAUACGUACAGAAGAGAAGAGAGAAAUAGAGAGGGAAGUGUAGCGCGAUAAGAUACGACAAAGUGCUAAUGAAGAAGGAAAUUUUGAAGAAAUAAUAAGGAAUACGGAGGACGAGAAAAUUUUCGAGAUAAAAGGAAGAACAUAAAUAAAAGUCAAAAUUAAAAGAAGUAACAAAAAAAAAAAAAGAAAGAAAGAAAGAAAGAGAACGAGAACGAGAAGUUGUGAGGGAUCAUAAUUUGGAAAAACAAAUUCUUAUCUGUUGUGAAGAGAUCGCGGAUCGACUUUGCUCCAUAUAUUACAUAUAUUUCAGUGUGUUCAAAAAACGAGUGUACCUAAGUGCAAUAUUUAUAAAACCUACUAAACGAUAAUAAGAAGUAAUUAUUAAUGUCAGGAGAUAUCGAGUUAUUCGAUAAUCGACCCAAUAAUUAAUAAUUAUUAAAUAAUUUAAAAGAAAGAAAGAGAUAGAGGCGUAAGGAAACAUAGAGUCGCAUUACGAGGCGUUCCCCAUUAUCUAACAGACAGAAAGAAGGCAUCGUACGUAAUAAAUAACGCUAUACGAAGUAAGCAGGAAUAAAAGUCACAGAGACACAAUACUUCCGUCUCUAAUAAAUUACGCGUGUAAAAGUUUCGCUGACUUUCAACGCAAAAUAAAUAACAAUAAUAAUAAUAAUAAUAAUAAUACUUUUUAAAUUUGAAAAAAUCCCCCAAGUUCGCGUCCCGGUAUACAUAAAAAUCACAGGGCUACUCAGGGCAACCGGGACACACGCUUGCAGUGGAUUUUUUCACAUCUCGCGAUUACGCAUCGGCAAAAAAGUGAGAAAGGAAGAGAGGAGGAUCUUGACCGUCUGUUUGGAUAAUCAACGCUUCGUUUACACCGUCCGGGCUGGGCAAUCCUGAAAAUAACCUGAACUUAAGUGUACUAGCUGUUAAGUAGAUAAAAGAAAAAAAAAAAAAACUACCAUAUAGUCAUUGAGAGGAUCAAGAAUCUUCGGCGAAAAUCGGUGUUGAAUUAUAUCACCGGAGUAGUAGACGCCGGAGGUAACCGAUACUGUAUAUACACAUUAUAUACACAUACACAUGUACAUGUAUAUACAUAAACAUAAUAAUUAUUACUCGCGACUCUCGACACUCCUUGAUUAUUAAAGUAAGAUAAGGUGAACGAUUUGAGAAGGCCGAAAGAACGAUACAUGAUCCAUAAAUAUAUCAACGUAGUUGGCACAGGAUCACCACCGUCAAAGGCAGAAGUGAAAUCCGUCUUACUCUGCUCAACAAACUUAUCCAAUAACGGGAAAAGUAACAACAACUGACAAGAUUACCCGCCACGCGCGAGCUACCGCUAUAAACGGUAAGCUCAAGAAAUAAACCCUCGUCCCCCCAAAAGUACCGAUCUCUGACUGGACUGAAGUCGAGAUCGAGCUGGUGCUUACAGGAAGGGUUGACAAAAAGCGGGCAAGCUGCGCCGCAAGGGGAUAGCACGGGCUUCGCGCGAAGGCCUCAAAAUUUCGGACGCGACGGCACUGGACCUGCGCUCCCAGUCUGCGAACAACUUUGUCGUAGCUGGACAAAGUCCGCACCAUCAGCAGCACGCCGGAAACCAUCACUCUGGCGAUUCGGGGGGUCGGUUAGCCGGAGGGGGCGGAGGAGGCGGGGGCGUUGGCGGAGGAGGUGCGGGCGGCGGGGAAGGAUGGGAGAUCAUUAAAGAAGAAGAAGUCGAAGACCUGAAGGAUAUUGCCCCAAAGAGGAGCUUGGGCUCGCGGGACGAGCUGGACGACGAGGACGAAGAGGAUAGUUGCAGUUCACCGGAGCAAAAACCGGAACCCAUGGAAGUUCAGGCGUCGGCUGUAUCCUUUGUAGCAGCUAAUCUCCAAGCGCUAAGGCAGCAGGUCUAUAAAAUGUCCGAUUACUGGCACCAACCUCAACGAGGUCCCCCCCAACAUUCCCCGAAUCUUCAGCACGGCUUCGGAAUUCAACACAGUCCGAUCGGACACAGUCACAUUCAACACAGUCCUAUGGGCCAGCAGCAGCAGCAGCAGCAGCAACAACAACAACAGCAGCAGCAACAACAACAGCAACAGCAACAACAACAGCAACAACAGCAACAUCACGUUGCACAAUCGCAAAACGCUCAACAACAGACCGUGCAGUCGCAAAAUUCGAUGCACAGUCCAAUCGGGCAACCCCAACAGCCGCAACAACAACAACAACAACAACACCAACACCAACCGAAUCCAACGCAAGUACAACAAAAUUCCGCCACCAAUAUGUUGCAGAAUGCCACCGCGCAGGUGAUGCAACAACAUCAGAUGACGAUGGUGCACCAACAAGCCGCAGCGGGGCAACAAAAUACGCAGUUGAAUCAGCACCAGGCAUCGCCACAGGCACCGACGACUCCCUCGCCGUCUCAGGUCGAGCACCAAGCGAUAAACGCGAACAGCAUCGCCCAAAACCUGCACAGCCUUACACAGCAGGCCCAACAACAACAGCAGCAGCAACAACAACAGCAGCAGCAGCAGCAACAACAACAACAGCAGCAGAAUAUGUCGCAAAGCCAGAGUACGGCGCAGGUGCUCAACGCGAAUCUUGGCCAGGCCCUUACCCAAGCAUUGACGCAAAAUAUGCAACAGAAUCUGAGUCAAACGUUGCAACAAAAUCUGGCUCAAAGUUUGACCCCGAGUUUAUCGCCGCAACAACAACAGCAGCUAUUGAACCAGCCACAAAAUUUGACUCAAAUAAAAUUCGAACCCCAAACGAUGGAACAGAACAUACAAAAUCAGGCGCAAAAUUUGUCGCAAACAUUGCAACAACAGGCGCAGAACCUGUCGCAAAACUUGAGCCAAAAUCUCAGUCAGCAAACGAUGCAACAACAAGCUCAGAACUUGACCCAAAAUUUACAACAACAUCAGCAGCAGCAGCAGCAGUCGCAACAUCAGCAGCAGCAGCAGGAACAAACCCUUGGACAAAAUCUCCAACAGGCGGCGCAAAACAUGACCGCUACCAUGGGCCAAAAUGGGAACAUCGCUGGUAUGGGACUGGUUAAUCAACAACAGCAGCAACAGCAGCAACAAAAUCAAAAUUCCAUGCUUAGCCCUGGCACAGUUAGUCAGGAUAGUCACGACGCUACCCUUACCGAAAAACUGGUCAACGAGUUGCAGUCCCGCGCCUCUGCAGCUGGCCUAGGAGGUGCUGGUGGUAUGGGGAACUUCAACGAACGCACUCUGGAGGAGUGCUGGUCCACCCUACAGCGAUUCUUCUCGCAGAUCUUUAUGCACAAAAGUGCCAUGCAGAUGCACGCAAGGGACUUGGGAGGCGGACUACCCGGUCGCCCCGGUGGAUUGGCCGGUCUCGUUGGUCCCGGAGGGAUAAUCGGCGGUGAAGUGAAACCACACCAAUGUCAACAGUGUUUAAAAUCAUUCUCAAGUAAUCAUCAACUGGUACAACACAUCAGGGUUCAUACGGGUGAAAAACCUUACAAAUGCAGCUACUGCGAUCGCAGGUUCAAGCAACUGAGCCACGUCCAACAGCACACGAGACUUCAUACCGGAGAGCGACCGUACAAAUGCCACCUUCCAGAAUGCGGACGAGCCUUCAUUCAACUAUCGAACCUGCAGCAGCACCUUCGGAACCACGACGCUCAGGUGGAACGCGCCAAGAACCGACCCUUCCACUGCACCAUCUGCGGGAAGGGAUUCGCCACGGAGUCAAGCCUGAGGACCCACACGUCCAAGGUCAGUCAUGAGUUGCAACAGCGUGUUGUGUUCCAGCAACACGCCGCCCUGAUUGGCGGCCCUAAUGCUACCAGCUGUCCUGUCUGCAACAAGCUCUUCCUAGGCGGUGAGGCGCUCAUGGAACACAUGAAGCACACUCACAAGGAUCCCAACGCCUCUGGCGUUGCCAUUCCUCCCGCUGACUGCACACCCUCCGUUGCCGGGGUUUACCUAGCGAAGCGACGGACUGCCAACCACCCUUGCCCGGUUUGCGGGAAACACUACGUCAACGAGGGAAGCCUCCGGAAACACUUGGCCUGCCACCCAGAGACCAGUCAGCUUAGUACCAGUCUCAGGAUGUGGCCAUGUUCCGUGUGCCAAGCCGUCUUCACUCAUGAAAGUGGCCUUUUGAGUCACAUGGAGCACAUGAGGAUGGACCCGAAACAUCAGUUCGCAGCGCAGUAUGUUCUGAGUCGUGCGGCAGCGGAGAAACGAGAACGGGAGCUUUUAGCUGCGACUAGUCAAAGUUUGGCUGGAUCAGGUUUAGGAACAGGGUUGGGUUUUUUGGGAAGCCAGGCUGGAGGACCGCAGAAUUUACAACAACCGCCAAUGUGUCAAUCACCGUCAGCGCAUUCCGACAGCAGUAGUGGUAACGGAAGACUAUCGUCGGCCGGAAGUGAACCUGAUUUUUGCGUAGGCGGCGGACUCCUGAACAAUAACAAUAACAACAACAACAAUAACAUGGCAUCCCCUGGUCCAAGUGGUAACAAACUCGGCGAGAUGUUACGUGCUGGAAGUCAACCUGGUGCUGUUCAACAAUACCACGACGAAAUGCAGUCGCAACAACAACGCAUGGCAGCCGCUAUGGCAGCGGUGUCGGCGGGUCUACAAAAUUCCGUCUCCCCGAACUUAUCGCCGGCAGAUAUCGCAUCCUUAGCUGCAGCGAUGCGCAUGGGAAACAACGGCGAUAUGAGCGGUGGACCACAAGGAUCAACGGGACCUCAACAACAAGGUGUUCAAGGUCCGGUACCUGAACAGGCGCUCAGAAUGCACCAGGCCGAAGCCAUUCUCCGUUCGCAAGCUGAAGCGGCCUUGAGACUCGCGGUGUCACAAGCGACCGCGGUAGCGGCGAGUUCCGGUACGGAUAUGAGACAUCAUCUGGGACAGCAUAACGGAGGAGGUUCCGGAAUGCCGGGUCACCACGGGAAUCAACAACUUUCCCAGCAGGAUGGGCUUUCACCGGACUUGGAAUUCACAACGAAUGUUUCAGGCGAAGCCCUACGAUUACAAGAGCAACGCUUAGAACAGGCUCUCAGAUUGCACGGAGACCCACGAGCGUUGGGUUUCUCACUUCAACAAGUUGUUAACCAGCAAAACAAUCAGCAACCAUGAAAAUUCAGCUACUACUGAGACGAGUGGACCCCUUGGACAGGCGAAGCAUCCUAUCAGGUGAAAAAAGAGGAGUUGCCGGAAGAUCAACUGGAACUGCAACAGCAACAGCAACAGCAACAGCAGCAGCAGCAGCAGCAACAGCAACAGCAACAGCAACAGCAACAGUUGCAACGUUCCACCGCCGAAGAGAUUCAGCAGAGUCUUUUGGUGGUUCCGUUGCAAAACCUCACCUCUAUAAACGAUAUCCCCGAUGUUACGGAAAGAGGUUUAAAACGAAAGUCGGACGAGAUGGAAGCGGAAAACUUGAACAACGCGUAAAUCUUUGCUCCGGCGAAAGACGAAUCAGCACCUGGAUCAAAACCAUCGUCAUUCUACAUCCGCAGCGCUGAUUCUUCACACCUCGAAGAAAAAAAAAAGAAGAAAUAAAAACAAAAAAUAAAACCGUACAACGGAUGGAUUUCAGUGAUAGGAUUGAAGAAAGUAUUUCGCGUUCAAGCGUGGUCAAUUGAAAAUUGCUCGAUGUCUCAGCAGUAUAUCGAAAAAUGGAGAACAAAAGUUCUUAAAAACAAACAAAAAUUACAAGUUAAUAAACUACAAGAUGUGAUGAAGUGAUUUGUAUGAUAUAGAAACACAGGCUUGGUACUUCGCGAUGAAGUGGACAUUUUUAUAAAAGUGCGAUCUGUUGCGCGUUAAAAGUCUGAUGGAGCUAGUAAGUUUAAUGAGAUGUUUGAUUUUAUUUACAAUUUCUAUUUUUUUUUUUUUUUUUUUCAAAACUUUUUUCGUUCCCUUUUUCACUCUUAGGUAUACACGGAUCGUGUAACGAUUGGUUCCCUCGGCCAAAAUUCGCGCUACGUAAUAGCGUAAUGCAUCGACAUUUUAUGCGCGAACGAGGAAACCGAGCCAAAAAUAUCGUUCCGUGCGUAAAUCUUACGCAGCAAUCAUCGUUGCAAGCUCUGACAAAUAUCUUAAUUUUCUUUUUUUUUUUUUCGUCUUCGUAAAUUGUUUCGUCCGAUUAUUGAACACACGCGUAGAUUUCUCCCGUUGUGUAAUAUAUGAGAUAAUUUGAAAAAUAGACUGGAAAAAAUGAAGAGAAUCGAGAAAUUUGACAGAGCCUCGUUAAAUUGCAACAGUUGUUUGCUUUAAUAUUUUUAGUACGAGAGUCGAGAUAUGAAAAUAGGUCAAACGGGCGACCUUUUUUAUUGAAGGGCUCGAGAGACUAAGCCAGAACUUGAGGUUCCCUUAAUCUUACUUUAUAUUACGUAUUUAAGGAUAUAAAUAUAUAUAUAUAUAUAUAAAAUGAAGUAAGAAAAAAUAAUAAACUCAUGCAACAUACACGUACACAUAUACACUUGUGCUCAUAGUAGCACGUAAACUAUUAGUUCGUAAGCAAACAAACAAAAUAUAAUUAUUACAAACAGUUAUAUAGAUAUUAUAUAUAUAUGUAUAUAUAUUCAAACAUAUAUAUAUAUGUAUGUAUAUAUAUAAAAAAAAUAUGGAGAGAGCGUGUGUGAGAGAACGAGAGUGAAAGCAAGAAAGAAAGUAAGAGCGAGAGAGAUUAAAUAACUAAAUGCUAAAUAUUAUAUAUAUAUUAUAUAUAAAUAUUAUAAAUAAUAAAUAUAGGGUUUAUGAGACUAGGAUAGUUAGACGAAGGAAAAAAACCAACAAAAAAAAUAUAAUAAUAAUUAACAAAUAAUUAAAAUUAAAAACAAUAAUAAAGAAAAUGAAACAUCAACAACAAUGCGAGAUAAGCGCGCGCAAAAUUAGGUUUAAACAACAAAAACAAAAAAUAAAUAAAUAAAUGAGAAAUCUGAGUUUUUGGAUAAAUUAUAAAUGCGUUUCAGGUGAAUGUCUGAGGUAAUCUGAGGUCCUGUGAUCGUUGAAAGCAAAAUAUUUUUUUAUUUCCAAAUAACAUUCACAUAUGUACGUGAUUCCAUCAUUUUUCAUUUUUCAAUUGCAAUAUAUAAAUAUUAUUAUCUAUUAUACGUUCUUGCAAUAUUACGUAGAGAAAAUUUUUUGUAGUUUUAAUGAAAGAGACAAAAAACAAACAAAAAAUAACUUCCAUCGCGUUAUUUAUAAUAAUACAAGAUCGCCCCAUGAAUCAUACAUCGAGUGAUCUUUUACACACAUGGAAUGAGACAAAUCGAUGAAAGAACGAGAAACAAAAACGCAAAAAAAAAAAAAAAAAACAACAAAUAAAUAAAUACAUAAAAUGUUAACGGUAAAGAACGUCGACAAUGUUAAGUUUUAUUUCAAAGCAAUCGCAGACUGAGGAGCGCGGAAUGAAUGGAAACCGUACGAGUGCAGUAUACUGAAUUCUUUCCUCUCGAAUUCUUAAUUUUAAUUAAUUUUUUCACCGUGAUAAACGGAAAAUGAAAAGAAAAACCAUCUGAAUGAAAAAUCAAAACUAAUCUUUAAUCCUGUUUACGCGAAAACGAAGUUGAUCUUAAUUUCACAUAUGAUAGGACGACUUUCGACAUAAUGAACAAAAAAUUUAUUUUAUUAAUAUUUUUAUUUUAUCUCUGAAAAUCGUGAACAAGAAUAAUCGAAUACAUAGAAUAAAACAAAGAAGAAAAUAAAAUCCCCGCGCAUAUAUAAAUGAACGAUCGGAAAACAUCAUCCGAAAAAGACGAAAAUCGCUAAAAAAAUUCAUCGACAAAGCUACAAUAUCGGUCGGGAAGCCCUCGCAGAGUUCAAAAUUCGAACGAUAUACUUGAAUAUCUUUCGUACUACGUACUAUAAUAACUAGGAGUACAAGGAAAUCAAUUGCAUUAAAAUUUUGUGGGCUUGAACAUCAAUUGCUCAUAAGAGUCUUCGAUUCGACAUUUUUGCUAGUGAAAAAAAAAAACUGGAUAUUUCAAUUCCCAUCAAAAGUACGAAGGUAUUAUCAAAAAUGUUCUUCUAUUGAACCCGUGCGGGGGCGACAUCGGUCUUUUUUUGAUAACCUUGAUAACCAUUUGCGUUACAGAGCGUUUUUCCUCAUGCUAAUUAGUGUAAAUACACAGAUAAACAGCAUAUUACAAUACAAUAGCAUAAAACAAUACAUAAAAUAAUAGGAUUAGUUUCUAUGUAAAUACCUAAGCCGGGUGAGUGAUGACCCUCACCUUGCCACCAUAAAAAAAAAAAAUUUUUGCCAAGCUUUUAGUUUUUCCGAUAAAGAAAAAGAAGAAAAAGAAAAGGAAAAUCGAACAACCCGUCCAAUGAGUUUAGAGGAAUUUUUCUUAACGAUUAUACGACGAUUACCGUGCUUGUCGCGUAUUAUAACCCACUGCAUAAUUACAUUCUGUACGCGACAAGUUGCUGAUUGUUCGUUAAAUUUAUUUCCUCAACUUUGCGGAGAAACUUUUUCCAUUUCUCUCUCUUUCUUUGGUACAGAAAUGUUUCUUAAAAAAAAAAAAGAUGAAAAUAAUACAAUGACACAUUCGAAUACACAUUUGUACACAGCCACAAUGAUGAAAAAAAAAAAAAAAAAUUAUACACAUUCUCACAGCAUUGCGAUGGAUUGUACAGCUAUAAUGAUAUAGAUUUAAGACGACACUUAAUUCACACAAUUGCACCACUGGCGUCCACCACAGGAUAGGGACCAACGUAAUUAUUUGGCGAAUAUUUCUUCCAAAUCUUAUUUCAAUGUCAUACAUUGAUUUUUCAAUAUUUUAUUCGUUCUUUUUCCUUUCGAUUCAGAUCCAACAUUUUUUCGAAGUAUAAUGGUUUUUCAAAAAAUCCGUGAUCAUCAAAUAUUCCGAAAUACUUAACAUUGUAUAUUCUAUGAAACGCGAAGAAGAUAAUCAUUUCGAAAGCGAAUUCAUAGUCUCAACUGAAAGUGAAGACAAUUUUCGGUGCGGUUUCGCGUUUUUUUACGACUACUUUUACGAAACGACUAUAAACGAUAUUAGAAUUUAUAUAUAUGAAAUUCUUUUAACGGCUCUAAAAUUGAUUGUGUAAUAUAGGUCCCUAAAGAACACGACGUUGACAUCAUUCAGAAAAAAACAAAACAACAAGAGAAACGAUUCUGCUAACAAGAAACAUUUUAACUCUCGGGAUUCUGAAGAUACGUAAUUUGCGCUUAUUUUCCGGGAUUCGGUAAUAAGUCGUACUACACAUCGCGUACAUUAGUUUUCCGAUCAUAUAUUGUACAAUACAAUAUUUAAUAAAUACAAUAGCUUGUAGUGUAUGUUCUGUAAUCGAUGAAACAAAAUAGAGACGAUUGUCCCGAAAAGAUGAUCGUCGAAAAAAAUCACAAAAAAAAAUUUACAAAUAUAUUGGUUUACAUAUGCCCGUAAGAGAGCCGGCUUUGCAGUUUUCUCAAACUGUCAGUUUCGUGGUACCCCCGUAUAGGAAAAUAUUAAAAAAAAAUAAAAAAAAAAAACCAUAAAAAAAAAUAACAAAAAAAUGAAAAAAAAAUAUCGCACGCCGAAAUAAAACAUAAAAAAUCCAAACAGAAAAUUGAAAAAAAAAAAACCCAAGAAAUGAAUAAAUAAAUAAGUACAUACAUAUGUAGCUGAAGUAAACUGUAAAGCGUGCAAAUUAUGACUCAAAUUUCAUCCAACUCGGAAAAUUAACAUACAGAGUGAAUAUAAACACGGAACCGCGUGCAGUAUAAUUUAAUCAGCGCGAAAUCCGACACUUUGAAUAUAAUUCCGAUUGAGAUUCUAGAGUUCGUAUAAAACCGGACCUUAGAUCGAUGCGACAAAGGGUUAUCCAAUGUUCGUCAACGAGAUAAUAAUUUACGACCACCGAAUUCAAUAUCGAUCCGUGUGGUGUGAAAAAAGGUCAGUUGAUAGAAAAAAAAAAAACACCAGCAAGAUAUACACCCUCUCCCAUUGAUUGUAGGAACCCAUUCGUUGAUGAUUGCAAAAUAAUGAUUGUAAUUAAUAUUCAUACGUUAUUUACUUACAUAAUUAUGUCACCCGCACGAUCAUGUGCAGCGUAUAUAUAAUUAACGAUGUACACGCGUAAUUGUAUGGCCACGAAACUACGUUAAUUGAUGAAACAUUAACUGUGAACCGGCUCUGUAAUACUACUAUACAUAAUAAUCUUAAUCUCUCCAUGUAAAUUGCUAAAUGUUUAUAACUAAUGAAAAAAUUAAUGCCAUAGCCCGGAUGCACUGGUGUAUACUCCCAGUGCAUACACACUCACAAAUACGACUCGAUUUAAAAAUAAAUGAAAUGAUAAUUGAUAUUGAUCUCGUCAACAACAAUAACAACAACAGCAACAAUAAUACAAUAAAUACAAGUACAGACUAAUAAUUCAAUAUUAUGCCCAAUUACACGCAAGAUAGCCCUGAUUAAAAGCGUGCCCAAUGCUUUCCAUAUACACACUUUGAGAAAAAAUAAAUAAAAAUGAUAAUAAUUAUUCAAUAAACCAGACAAUUGAUACGAAUAUGAAAAAAGCAAGAAAAUAAAAAAAGUGAAAACUGGAAAUAAAAUAUUUAUAGUACGAUAUCCGCAUAACACAUACCCUGGUGUUGCGGUUCUCAUUACUAUAUAUAUGUACAAAAUAUAUAACACAUCCAUACACACGCACACACACACAGUUACACAUAUUUAUUCAAAACACUUACAUACACAUUAAAUAUACCUACGGAUAUGUAAAAACAAUUAAUUUUGUAAAUUACUAAAAAGCAAAAAAUCAGAAAAAUCAAAUGAUCAUGAUAAUAUAAUGUACAAGAAUCUAAAUUGGAAAAAUUUUCGAUCGCCAAGAUUUAAUCAUCGGAACAUUUCUAUUGAUAAAUUUGAAUCGAACGUUGUAACACCCAUUCAAAAUUUCAACAAAAAACGAUCCGAUUCCCGGAUAACAAAAUCACGAAGAAAAUUAAAAUCGUUUUUCAAUCCAUACAGAACUAAACGAUAUUGAAAACAUACCCCAACAUACAUAAUCAAAACUUAUAUAUAUCUAUACCCGGAUAUGACGAUAGCACUUUUUUUGAAUAUAGAAAAAAAAGGCUAUAAAUGACCCCGAUUGCAUCGACCGCACGUAUACGAAAAGCUGCUUGACUAAAAUCAUUAGCAGCACCCCAACACACGUCUGUUUAUUCCUAUAAACAGUUAUGAAGAAGAGACGAAAAACUAAAAUAAAAUAAAGGAAAGAACAAACUUAAACAAAUAAAUGAAUGAAUAAUAAACUACAUGUAAUGAAUUUCUUUUCGAUCGGGUUUGAUUUUUUAAUGAAAUAAUAAUCUACAAUGAAUAUGUAAUACGCAGCAUAAAAACCGACAGUCUAGCAUGGCGAGCUCCUCGCGGAUACGCGUUUUCACGCGAUUCCGGACUUGAGCCUCCUGCACAUUUAUAAACCGGAAUAAGUUGUUUAAAUAUUCACUAUAUAUAAUAUACUAUAGCUAUGUAAGAUGGUGGGCCCUGAUUAUAAUAUAAAAUACCUACAUUUCUCUCGCGCGUGUCAUAUGUGCUUUGAAUAUCGUAUAGCAUUUUGUUAGGUACAUCAAAAAAAUGCUUGUUCGAAUCUCGCGCGCGAAGCUUCCAAUAGAAACGAAAUUGAACAAAAAACAGGAAACUGAGAAAAAUUGAUUAAUCAAAAAAAGUUAAAUUACAACUCGCUAAUAAACAAUGAUAAAAGAAAAUUUCUUCACGCUCGUUUUCCCAAAUUGCUAUAUCUGCUGUACAAUUACCUAUUCGAUUGUUCAAAAUUGAUGCGUGAUAGAACUGGAUGUAUAGUUCGAUUCGAUACUCUUUAACUUGCUCGUGAAAUUUCUAUCCCUUGUAUUCACAUUAUUCAUACAUCCACACUACGUUGAAUUUUCGAAAAAUUUGCACCCCGAAAUUUUAACCGCAUAAUCGCAGAUCCGAAGUAAUCGUGCAGUUCCUUUUUUCGUGACGAAAUGUAGAGAUAUCUGAUUUAGAGAAAAAAAAAUAAGAAAAAAGUACCGUGGUAUAAUGCUAAUAUUAGUAAUUGUCAGAAAACUUGAAAAUCUAAAAAAAAAGCAAUAAAAAAAAAUCACAGAAAAAAAUGAAUGAAAGAUUAUUAGAAAAAUGAUUGAAAAAAUGAAAUAAAAAUAAAUGUACAUCGCGGCGCAUAAAAUUUGCAUACUGCGAGUUCACCGCUAAAAUCACGUAAGGAAACGUUACAAGGAGAACAGAAAGAAAUAAAAUAAAUAAAAGUAAAAUUUUUUUGAAUACAUGCAUAAAAAUAAAUGUAAAAUCAUGAGAAUAUGCUAUCGGGGCCCACUGUAUUUUUUGCCAUUGGUAAUUGCAACUUAGCAUUAAUUGCUCGACGAAUGGCAAAAGAUUCCAAUUUUUUAGGAUAUAUAUAUGUGUUCAUAUAUAUAUUCUUGAAAAAAAAAAGAAAGGAAAACCGAAUCUUCGUUACAAUACGAGAAUGGUUUUUGGUUUUCGUUUUUUAUUUUUCUUUAUAAUUUUAUUUUCACCUUCGCAUACGAGUCUGAGGUACGAGAGAGUUUGUUCGGUGAAUUGAAUGCACUUUUUAUUAAUAGAUACGUAUCAUGUGACACGAUGACGUGAAAUGCGAUAGCAUGCACAACAAUCGAUGCUUAUGAUAUACGUGGAAAUUGAUUGAUCGAAAAUUAUGCGAACGGAAAGAAGGAGGAAAAGAGCGAUCAAAUUAAAUCGACUGAAAAUUGAGAAAAUAAUAUAUAACGAUAUUAACUGAAAUCCUCUAGUGAAUGCUUCUGUAAGGGUUUUUUGUUACAGUAACAAACGUUAUCGAUAUACAACAAUUAAUUAGUGAUAUAAUAGUAAGCAGUAAAAUAUAAUUAAUGAAUAAUUAUAAUCGAUAAGGUAUAUAAAUUAAUACAGAAUUUUUUCAGUGUCUAUCCGCAAGAAACCUUUUUUUUCAAACAACGAAGGAUAUUUCAAUCAAAUAGAAGAAAAACAACUCAAUUAAUUUUCAUCUGCAAACCCCGUUUCGAAAUGGCCUAAGUAAUAGAAGAAAAAGCAAAAGAAAAAGAAUUCAAUUAUACUUACGUACGUCGCUGUCAAAUACACCACCACAAAAAAGGACUUCCAUUACAUUAUUUUCUUACAUACAAUACCGGAGUAUCAAGUCGAAUAAAAAAUAUUAGCAAAUACGAAACUGAAAAAUGAAAAACAAGAAGCUUAAAAAAACGAACAAUUUCAGUUCGAAAAAUUUCAUUUUAUUCUGGUUUUAUCGAAGAUUUCGGAUAAUUUUUCAGUCCAUUUUCAAGUCCCUUGCAUAUUUAUAUUAUUAUGCAUAGUAUCUUACGAAUAAUAUGAUAUUAAAUGUAUUAAGUGUCUAAUAGCUUAGCCAACGUGUAUUCAAUAGGAAUCGUACAUUAAUUAACGUACGGCCAUCAUAUUUAAACAAUAUUAAUACCAGUGUGAACCUAAUUAAUAACAGAUAAUGAUUUAGCGCGGAAGCAUGCACUGAGGAUAUUAGGGAAAAACUCGACUCAGAUUCGGAUCGAAGAGCUCCGGAAUAUUACAUGGCGUCCAUCUUGUACAUUGAAUUCUAAAUUCGAUCACGAAAUUCUUUCUUUUCGUUUUCUUCAAUUUUGUAGUGACGAUUAGUUUCUUUCUCAUUUUACGAUCGUACAUGUAUCGUACCCAAACGAGGGUACGAGGCUGAUUUUUUUUCUUAUCAACGAAAUCCACUGUCGGGAAAUACUUCUGAAUUUCUUUUUGCUUCAGUUGUUAAUAGCAAGUAAUACUACGUUCGUUAGACGACGUGGUUGUUCGUUCCAUACGAGCGAAUAGUUAUGCCGAUUAAAAAUCUAACGAUGUUUCAAGAUGGCGCGCCGUAAUUUUCGGAGAUUUGUUUAAAAUACAGCGUUGCGUUAGGUCACUUAUACGACGUUGUUUUACCACAAUACAACCACCCCACCGCCCCCUCAGCCCCUUGAAAACAACCCCCAAUUCUACUCAUAUAUGUUCUUGUUUGUUCGUUAUUAUGUGUGUAGGCGCGCCCCAUUAACUGCAGUGGAAAUAUUAGGGGAAGAAAUGGAAAACCAAAACCAAAAAAAAAAAAAAACAUUAACAAAGUAAACAAAAAUUCAAAUUCAAAAACCACGUUUCAUCGUUCUUGAACGUAAUCUUCACGGUCGAACGCAGAACUAGCUGCAAAAAUAAAUUUCCUUGAUAAAAAAAAAACAUAAUCAAAAUCAAAAUCUUUGGAAUCAUCGAGUCGAGACAAUUAUAGACGUUACUCUAGAAGUGGACGAAGUAGAGAAAAAGGAAAAAUGUUUACCUGCACGCUGAUUGGGGUGCGCAAUUUUUUCAACGUUCCAUUUUAAAUAAUUUACGUACAGUUACAUCAAAGCCAAGUACUGUUGAUUUUCGUGCAGUGCAUCUUGCGCUGGAGUUCGUACACAUUAGCCGAAGACGCGCGCAUAUGGUAUGUGGUACGAUGACUCCGAUUGCAAGUUCGCUGUCAAGUUUUAAGGUAUCCAUUAAGUUUCCUCAAAGUCCCCUUUUGGGCAAAUUAUAUACACUGGCGAAUAUUCCCGGUCCCGUAUGCCCGGUAAUUGAGAAUAAAUUUAGAAAUUUGAUUGGAAGAGAAAAAAUAAGAGAAGAAAAAACGAAAAGUGAAGCAAAAAAAUUAAGAAUAAAAAGGACAAUUAAAUCAUUCGAAAUUCGAUUCUAGUCAAAGAACGGUACAAAAAAGCAAAAUAAAUAAUAGUAAUCAUUAAAAGAAGAAAAGAAAAAGAACCGAAGCUUUAUAUUCUUUGGUAGGCAAAAUCCAAUUACUUAUAUAUUGCGUAUAAUAUGAUUGCGAAUUAUAUACAUUUGUAUAGACGUAUGAUAAUACAGGACAUUAGACGUCUGUUAUGAAAAUGUAUAUGAUAUGAGAGAAGAAGAAGUAAAACAAAAUGAUGAUAAAAAAAAGAAAAACCAUUUUAAAAGGGAAAAAGAAAUUUUCUUCAUUAAACAUUGUGUAAUUAUAAUACUGUAGCGGGCGAAAUUCUUGAACGAGGGUUUACGGGACCAUAAUUAAAAUGAUAUCAAAGUUGACAAAGCGAUAGUCUUCUUUUUUUGUUUUUUGUUUGUUUGUUUGUUUGUUUGUUAUAAUAAUAAUCGACUAGGAGCUAACUGAUACUUUUUCAAUGAAUGAACGGUGCGAAUGAGGUUUGAAACUGUGAAUAUAUUUUUUUCACCCCUUUUUCCCUUAUUGUAAUACGUGCACACAUAUAAUUGCCUGGGCACCGAGUUAUAUUUAAUAUCGUGCGAAAAAUUUUCGAUCGACAUUUCAUUGAUAACGAAUAGAACAAAAUUCAAAAACCACAUGCCUAUUUCAAUGUACACGCCAUGUUGAAUGCCAUCAAAAAUUGUUUGCGAAGAGAGAAAAAAAAAGGAAAAUCCAAGUGACCAUCAAAAAUUUAUCGAUGAAACUCGAAUUGAAAUAAAAUUUCAGACAAAAAGAAAUGAGAAACAGAAGAACAAUUCGUUGUCCGGGCACUUUUUACUUUUCGAUAGGUCUGUUAACUAUACAAUAUACAAUGAUUAAUAUUAUAUAAGGCAAUUGAAGGCGUAUUUUUAAUACAUUUUGGCAAAUAUACCACUUAUACAUAAUAUAAUAUGUAUAUGUAUAAUUAUUGAGCAUAAAAUAUGUCGUCAUGUUGAACUUACAUUUCGAGAUUUCUUAUAUUUAUACGUGAACAUUGUGUACGUAAGCUACGUAAUUAUUUUCAUCAGGUUAAGUUUUAUCUUUCAUUAUUAUAUUUCAUUUUUGUUUUCUGUUUUUUCGUUUUUUUCUUCCCUUUUCUUUUCUUUUAAUCUUAUUACUUCAUACAAAUAUUUUAAGUUUAAUGAGAUUUAGUUGAACGUUAGUAAAAGGUAUGCCGCUAUCAUGUAAUGUGAAAAUUUAGUCUCCUAAUUAUAUCGUUAUUACUAUUAUCAUUAUCAUUAUUAUUACUGUUAUCAUUACUAUUAUUAUCGAUAUGGUUAUAACGGCAAGCGGCGAGCCUACCUCAAAAAAUGCGUAUGACUGAAUGUUCUGUAAUCAAAUGAAAUACAUAUGGUUCCAUCGAUUCAAUAAUCGUUUUCAAAUUGAGAUGAAAAUAAGAAAAAAAAAACAACUAGUUAAAAUUCUUGAAUAUGAAGAAAAUAAGUAAAAUUUCAUCCUUAUACAUGAAUAUAUGUAAUAUACAGAACUUUAGGCAAGAUGAUUUGCCGCGUUACUUUGGUUUCCUUUACGUACAUUGGUUUUUUUCUGUUCUUUUUUUUUCUUAAGUUCCUAGACUUCCUAUACGUUAGAAUUAUAAGUACUGUUCAAAUUAAUUACUUGUACAAUUAUAUAUCAUUAAAUUUGAGGUAAUAGAUAAUUAGACUGAUAGAAAUUAUUAUUAUUAUAAUUAUUAUAAUGAUAUGAGGUUGAUUUGAAAUGAAAUUGAAGUUAUGUUUGCUAGUCAAAAUUGGUUAAUUACAAGGAAAUAUAAAAAAUCACAUUUAAUGAUUAUAGUUUCAUUUGAACUGCAUAUAUACAGAAACUAUAUGAUUGCUACGGUUCUUUAGUUACUACUUUAGGUUCUUUAUAGUAUAUAACAUGAUAUAUUAUAUUAUGUAUAAUCGAAUUAUAAAUGAAUAAUUUAUAAUUCCCAACAUUAUAGUUAAAUUCAAUUACGUUAUAACGAUUAGUAAUUUUAUUAUCAUUAUUAUUAUUAUUAUUAUUAUUAUUAUUAUUAUUAUUAUUAUUAUUAUUAUUAUUAUUAUUAUUAUUAUUGUAUAAAAUAUGGCUUACAUCAUUACAAUACGUAAAAAAGAAGAAACAAAAAAGCAAAAAAAAAAAAAAUUUUGUAAACUAAUUUUGUCUUGUUGUUCACAUAUAAAAAAUUAACGUAUGAUAAUAUGUUAUUAAUUGACGUGAUAUUAUGGUUUUUUUUCAUGUGUUUUGUAAAUUUAUUUUCCAUAUUUUCAUGUUUUUUUUUUCGUUCUUAUAAGUUUUCAUUUAAUAAUUUAUCAUUAGGCAUACAUCCAAUGCACAUGUGUAUGUCAUCCAUAUCAGUUAUAGCAAACGUCUAAAUUAAUUCACGAAUAUGAAAGAAUGAAAGAAAAAAGGAAGAACAUAAAAAUACGCUGACGAUUGUCGUAAUAACUUAAACAAAACGAGGACCCGUGCAUUUACUAUAUAUAUAUAAUAUAUAUUAUACGAAUAGUCUUGUAAUUUGAAAAAAAUUUCGGGGACAUAAUAUUUCAACUUAUUAUUAUUGAUUUAUAAAAGGUACCUACGCAAUUACGGCGUUCGUUACUUUUGUGCCAAUUUAUUAUAAUAAUUCGAUAUUAACAUAUAAUAUUUUAUUGGCCAAAGGUAUUAUUUUGACGCUUUUGGAUAAGUUUGGAUAUAUACAUAUAUUAUUAUAUGUAUGUAUGUUUGAGAUUUGAAAAAAAAUAAACGAAUGAAUAAAUAAAACAUAAUGAAUGAAAUAACGAAAAAAAGCAGAAAAAAGAGAAACAAUUCAGAAUUAUAUACUCUACGAUUUUGAAAUUCGAAUAUUAUUUGCGCGGUACGAUUAUACCACAGUACGUAUAUGAAAUAUAUAAGAUAUGUAUAAUAUACAUACAUCAAAGUCUCUUUCGGUUACGAGUGGAGCUCCAAGAGUUGAAUGUUGUUUGAAGAAAGAUGAAGCAAGGCAAAGAACAUGGAAAGAUGAAAAGUAAUGAUAAUGAUAUAAUUGGCAAUUAUCGUGCGAUAACAUCAAUUCCAGAGAAUGCAAUCCAGAAUAAAGAGAAAAUUUAAAAUUCAAAGUUCCAAAAUGUAAGAAAUUAAUUUUAGGACUAUAACAAAAAAAAAAACAGAAAGAUAAAAAUGGAACAAAACCAUGAGAAAAGUGGGGAAAAAAAGGAUAACGACAACAUUUUGUAAAUAGGUACUUCUAAUUACUAUAAACACUAGGCAAUGUUUAGGCUAACGUGAGGAAAUAAUUGAAUAUUCAAGAAAAAAAAUUAUUCAAAAUAAACAAAAAAAGAAAAAAAAAGAAAUAUUAAUGUAGAUUAAGAUGAAAUUUAGUGGGAAGAUUGGGGUGAUGAAAACAGGCUACCGAUUCUACGGGAUUUUCCGUCAAAAUUUUCUCUCUCUUUUUACGGGGACAAAAUUCGUGUAAAGUAAAAAAAAAAAAUUACGAAAAAAAUAUUAUAUAUACAUAUAAUGAAAAAUAUAUCAAAUUUUACAUGUGGCAUUACAUAGAAAUUAAGUUAGGCUUAAAAUUAUUAUAAAAAUAUUAUGAUUAUUAUUAUUAUUACAAUGAUGAUGGUAAAUUUGGAAAAUUCCGGAAAUGGUAGCUGCACCUCGUCUUGUCUAAAAUUAAGUGAUUAGAAUUUAUGGAAAUGAUGAAAUUAAGAACAACUAAUACUAAGUGAACUAGAAUCGCAACCGAUGGGCAUUAUGGAGUUAAAAAAUGAUUAACAAAAAAAAAACUUUUAAUUACGAAAAUAAAGAAGAACGUAAGAAAGAAAAAAAAAUCAUUAGAAAAAAAAAUUGAAGUAAAAUCGUGGAGCGUCUUUUUCAAAAAGCAUCCAAAAUUGUACCUAUUUUCAUUUUAUAAAUUAUUAUUAUAUAUAUAUUAUAUAUAAUAUAUACGACGACUAAUUAUUAUUAUUAACAUAAAAAUGAUAUCUAUAUAUAUCUACACAUAUAUAUAAAUAUAUAUAUAUAAAUAUACUGGGAAAGUGACGUAUUCGGUCGUGGUUAUAUAAUUAAAAUAUAGCUAAGACGAAAAAAUUAGACAAAAAUUACCGACGGAAAUAUAUAAGGUGAACAAAAAAUGAAUAAAUAAAAUUAAAUAAUUGAAAUUAAUUAUUGUACAUUGUGUGUCAACAUAAAUAACGAUAAAAAGAGAAAAAAAAAAAACAAAAAUUAUGAAGUAAAAAUGAGAAAUUCAAAAGAACGGAAAAAAACCCCCUCAAAAAAAGAACAUUAUACUAAUAAUGAAGGUAUGAUAUAAUUGAUAUAAAAUUUACGUUUCGCACGUUUGAAUUUGUAAAUGAAAACGAUCGUAUUCGAUGUUCUUUAUUUAUUUUCUAUCAUUUCGGAAACAACAAAAAACUACAAGUAUCUACACGUAUGUAUAUGCACAUAUACAUAGGUACUCGAGUAUAUGUGUGCGUACAUAUAUGAACAAAUAGUGGCCCUGGAUGAUGUUUGUAUGAUAGUAGCGGAAAAUUAAUUAUUCGCAAUCAACAGAGGUAAUAAGAAUACGGGAAAAAAGAAAUUUUAACUAAGCAAAACAAAAAAAAAAAUAUAUAACACAAAAAAAAAGGAACUUGUAAAGAUAUAUCUCGGGCUCCAGGCAGCUACAAUAAAAAAUGGAUAAAAGAAAAAAUAAUGAAACUCAAAAACGUAUGUAAUCAUAUUCUUGGUGUUCGAUCUUUCGUUUGUAACUUCGAUACUUUGAGAUUAGCAGAGUAAGUAAUUUGUGCGACCUAUACAGUUUAGGAAUUCAAAUAACGUUAGCCUAAUUUUUUAUAUAAAUAACCGUUCGAAAAAAUUCACAACGUGACAAUGACAAAACUUUUCUACAAAUAAAGUAAAUUUAAAAAAAAAAAAAUGCAAAAAAAUUAAAAAAAAAAAAAACCAGUCACUUUCUGGUUUUUUCGAACGGUUAUGGCCUCACUCAAUAAAAGAAGAAGAAGAAAAAAAAAUGAAAAAAAGAACUACUUUAUAUACAGUAAUAUUCUAUAUCGUUUCCAUGAAACCAGUGUGAAUGAAUGAUAUGAAGUAAUACGUGAAUUGAGAAAAGAAGCUAAAAGCAUACAAUUGUCGAACUGUUGGGACAUUUCUGCGUUCGGUAAAAUGAGAAAAAAAAAAAAAAAAGAUAACGAAAAUAAAAAUUAAAACGAGAAAAUGAAAAAAA
Messenger RNA from Athalia rosae (coleseed sawfly), 23941 nucleotides. It is a transcript of the gene dati, whose product is annotated as zinc finger protein 853-like. Lineage: Eukaryota; Metazoa; Arthropoda; Insecta; Hymenoptera; Athaliidae. Bases 5896 to 9171 code for a protein of 1091 amino acids. Gene Ontology annotation, molecular function: RNA polymerase II cis-regulatory region sequence-specific DNA binding; DNA-binding transcription factor activity, RNA polymerase II-specific. Gene Ontology annotation, biological process: regulation of transcription by RNA polymerase II; central nervous system development. Gene Ontology annotation, cellular component: nucleus. The record is from RefSeq and is a predicted model, not a curated record. The transcript has 14 exons.